AUGUUCCGCGUUCUCGCAGCUCUCAGUCUAGUGCUUUUGGCCGUUCAAGCCAAACCUCAUCCUGAACGGAAGGUAAUUAAAAUGAACUUAUCGUUUCCAACUGCUAUCAGGAUCUUAGUGAUAUUGAACAUCAUGAGGACAACCCAGAAUUACACAAUCUGCAGUAUGACCACGAGGCCUUCCUUGGCAAAGAACUCGCGGCUGAAUUUGAUAAACUCUCAGAGGCGGAAGCUAAGGAUCGACUUGUGUAAUGCUGAAAACCUUGUAUUUAAUCAAAUUUAGGCAACUUUUCCACAAAAUAAAUCAAGAUGGUGAUAAGACGCUGUCGGAAGCCGAAUUAAAGCGCUGGAUUUCUUUCGUCGCAAAAACUGCCGUCCGCGUAGAUGCUCAACGACACUGGAAAAACUUAAAUCAGAACAAAAAUGAACCUCUUGCUUGGAGGGACUACCUUGAAAGGACAUACGGCAUGGAAGAUGGUGAGUGGUGUUUUAAACGUACCGGUUAAGCCUGCUCGUCCUACAUGUUUGCUCUUUUUCUCUCUCUCCUUUUCUUUUACGUCAAUCUUUGUUCCUUUUAAAUUUGCAUAGUGUCUUGAAUAGGUUUUAUUGUUUUUAGCGUUGAGCUUUUUGGUUUUACGAUAUUAUUAGCGUGAAUUCUGAAUGCUACUGCAAGAAUCGACUUGAAAUAUGCUUGCCAGAAAUAAUGAAGGCUGUUAUUUUCUCAUACUGUCACAUCAGCUGCUUACAGAUUCGUUCUGCAGUGCAAUCGACUUUUCGUUUACUCACCUUUAUACCUGUCCUUUUCUCUUAUCCAUAUCUACUAGGAUUAUUACAUGAGAUAUCCAGGUCCCUCUGACAGACCUGAUUGGCAAGUCUAGAUACUGGUGCAGGAUAUACAAACUUGGAUACUCCUAUUGUUGCUUAACUCGGCUGUCAAACUUUCGAUCUUUCUGUAGAUCUUAUAAUUCCGGCUAUACUGUAGAUAGCCGGUCCUUGUAAGGAAAGUGGACUGAUAUAGGCCAAAGAGGGUGUCCACUGAUUGAUCGAAGUUGUGUAUCCUUACAUAAAAAGGUCCUUGCACGACUAGUAAGACAUUUGGCACACUCUCUAAGGGUACCCUGCUAGCACCAGCCCCGUCUAGCCCCCGGGGCCAGACGGGGCUGGGCCCCGUUUGGGCGGGGCUACGGGCGGGCUUACGACGGGGCUGUGGACGCGACAGCCCCGUCUGGCCCCGUCCUCGAAAAAAAACGCGCAGGGGACGCCAUGCUCGAGCAAGGAGAUCUCCUUCACAAUAACCCCACAUUUACGUUACCAGUAUUUUCCCUUUCCUAAUUCUCCGUACAGUAGGUUAUACUAUUCAACUUUUGAUCGCUGUACACCCACAACCCUUGCGUGAACAAUAUGUUACCCACCUUCAUUACAAUAGUGAAUGCAAGCUAGAAAGCUUAUAUUUAACGAUAAGAGAGCGAAAUCUGUCUAAAAUAAUGCAGAAUGAUGUCAUUAGACAAGAUGGAAAUUCACAAAAAUUUGGACGGUGCCUGGCCCCGUCUGGCCCCCGGGGCCAUGUGUUGGCAGGGUAGCUUCUUUGAUAGCCCGUUUUUUAUAGCAUUCGUUAUACUUUAGGCAAGGUCGGUGCAAAUUUUAACAGCGAGGAUAGUCUACCACAUAAGGUUAGCUGCAGUUCUGGAGACUCAUUUUGCCAGAUACACCCUUAGACCGAAAUUUCACCAUCUGGCAGGAUAUCACAAAAAUGGGGCUGAGAAGUAUGGGUAUGCUGCGACCGCUCAGUCAUGUCUAGUUUUCAUCAACACGUGUACACGUUGGGCCUUUUCACUCCAUGUCUGUUUAUUUUUGACUUCCUCGUUGGUCAGUUCGUUUAUUUGCUGUUACCAACACAAACGGGUUGUUAAUAUGCCAUCGCAGACUUUCUUGUCCAUCAGCUGUUAGCUGUGAUCAGACCGAAUGACUGCUUCAUAAAUAAGCCCCUUACCAGUUUUUAUCAACUACUAUCGGCUGUGACAUGGAAUAACCAAAGUUAUCAAUCUAUUGUCUUCGGAAAUGGGCACUUGCGUGUUGGUUUAAAGCUCUGAGCCUAACCUGCAUGCAGAUGAUCGCACGGCGUCGACUUUCGUUCCUAUUAUAUCGUUUACUCUAUUACGUAGACAGACUUUGCACCUAACGUCCUUUUAAUACAAGGCACAUUUGCUUUUUGUGUUGAAAUAUGUCGCAUGAUUUAGGUAUCAUAAAUGUCACGCUUUUUCUGUUGUCUAUUAGCAACCUGGUUAUUUUUGUCUUUUUCUUGACUUAAGUUCAAAAGUCGAUUUAUUAUUGUCAUGUCAAGCUACCGCUUUCACAUUUAUCCAUAAUUUUGGGUAACUUGGAGGCCGCUGUUUGCACUUUCAAAGUUCGACAAAGUAAUCAUACACAUGGCGUUUCCACAUUUUAUGUAGAUAUACGUAAGCAAUAUUUCUUUGCACUCGACAGGCGAUUGCAUUAUAAUGUCCGACUAUGAGUUGAUUUCGCACUAGGGAUCGCGUAUAUUUAACUUUUUCGGCCGUUCAUUCAUCCAAAAUUCCAAAUUGGUUAAAUAGACAUCGCAGUUUUUGUCUGGCUGGUAAGGCUGAUUCACAAAGCAACACGUAUACGUUUUUGCUUUCGAAAUGGUGCAACGUGGGUCGGUCGCGUGCAUCAUUACUUCACUUAAAUCCCAUAUUAACUCAGCGAAUCUGAGUUGUUCAGUUAAUUUGCCGUGUGAAUUCAAGCUCUAAGUGGCAGAAACGAAGACAUAUUCUAUCAUGUGAAGUGCCUCUUCUUCCCGUUUGUUAGCCUGAAAUUUUAUAUCCAGUCAGACUCCGUUUUUAAUGACUGUUGUGACUUUUUCAUUCGUCCUUUUUAAAUCGACCUACGUUUCUGACGGUAUGUACUUUAAUUACUAUACUCCUCUAAUCUUCUAGCUUAUUUUAUUGUUGAUAAUUUUUUGCAAAGGGUCGGUCAUGAAUUUGCGCAUACUUUUAAGGCACUUUCAUUGGGUGGAGCUGAUGGUCAGAUUUUCGUAUUUUUCACGAAGAGCAUGCCGUAUAAGGGCCUCGACAUUAUUGUGCAAAUUGACUUAUACCUUUUAUUCUUCCUUCUAACGAUCAUAAGAAUGCCCUUGCAGCCUGGUGUGCGCUAGCUGUUCUGUGGCACUUGGUUCUCUGUCGGUUGAUGCGCUUCCGCUCCCAAUGGGUUUACAGGUCGUGGGCAUGGUUGCCCAGUCACCCUCCUCUUUCUGAUCAGUUGUAGUGAUGUUGUUGUCGGUUAAGAUCCUGAUCAAACGUUUUUUGUGGACCAGGAGGAGUGGUGGUACGCCUAGAUGCAGGUCUGGCCGCCCCAGCCACCUGUGCUCUUUCCCGCCCCCGGUCUAUGUCGUGACAUAAGGCCCAAGCGGGAGAGGAGGGAGUGUGGUAGAUGCUGCGCAAGUCUCUUCUCACUGUAAGCUAAUCCACGCACAAGUCACCGUGCCUACAUCAUCUUGCUGUGAAACACACGGUGGACAUCGUCAGGCACGGCGGUGGAGCUGUCGGUUUUUCUUCUAGCGACCAUGUAGUAUCUCAGCGAAUGCAGCCCCUCAUCAUGGGUGGUCGUUUUCAUCUACUUAAAUGUUGCUCAUUUUGGACUGAGGCGUUUUGCCAGGAUUCGCAGGCAGUACUUGGAUGUGUAAAACCUGACGUCACACUAGCCUUAUUAAAAGCGAUUGCUUAUAUUUCUUCAAGGAUUCGUCGACUGAAGUCCAAAAAAGUUAUGCCUGUUUGUGCUCUAUACGAUUUACUUAUAGACUGUUUAGCUUUUUCUUAGAUUGAAGUGCUGGAGAAUAACUUCCUCCGAACAGUUUAAAAAAAACACAAUUUGUUUGAAGAUCAGUGAUUGGAAAGUUUACAUCUGUCUCCUCUUCUGCAGAUCGCUUAUUCUUUGUAUAAAUUUUACGUGUCUCGAAAUGUCGCACGUCGUAUCCUCGACCAGGGUUUCUGGUUUACUUAGCAUUGCUAUUGAGCCUCAUCCUGUACUAUAGCGCAUUUCUUAAUUAAUCUCUAAUCUGCGGAUGUUUUACCAACCCAUUUAGUCGUUGGACGUGAUAAGGACGUCCUGUUUUGUGUUGGGUAUGCAGCCCAAAACCGUCUUAGAGGAUUGCUUAACGACAAAAAAUAAAUAAUCCAGGGGUAAAGGUUUGAUGACACGGCAAAGUUUAUGCCGUCCUACAGCCGAGACACAUUAAUCUAAUUUUAAACAUCUCCGAUAACAAUUGGCACGACACAGUCACCUGGCUGAAUGCUAAAGCCCUUGGCUCUAUCAUAACGUAAUUCGGGUUCAGAUCAUUGGUUAUUUUAGCCUGGAUUUGGAUAGGGUUGGAUGUUGAUCGAAUGUAAGCUAAAACUUGCCAUCUCCAUUUCAUUUGCUUUGUCAAUAGAUUUAAAACAGCCAAAAUGUACCUUAAACACACAAUCAGAAACUAAUUUUACAUGAAUACACGUAUAUCUUGACACGAAUUUUAAGUCACGAAGUUGUGAAAAUCAGACCAUUGUACGUUUUCCAUGAAGAUGUAAUUUCAGCUUAAACGGCUGUGUGGGACAAUCUCAUACAGGCACAAACUCAGUUAAUAUUCUCAAGGGAAACUCCGACCGUAAUUGUUCGGCACUUCUUAGUGUUGCAACCACAAUUACGAAUUCCCACCCCUACUCUAAUUCCAGUAGGGUCAGGUAAAAUGUAUUUGCGAUCACACGACUUAUUGUUACUUAGCAUGCUUUUAUCUAAUGAUAUUUUUGACCUCGUUAGCAGUUUUACAGUGAAGCCACCCCCUGCCUUAUUGCUGACAGUUUUCCCUGUACUGCCAGCCUAUCCUCUCUAUUGCCGAAUCGUUUGUUAGCUACACAUUACGUCGGAAUACAUAUUUUGUCAGUUGUGGUGUGCAUGACUUUUGUUGGUUUCCUGUUUGUCGACGUGGCAGCUAAGUUCCUUCGAACACCUGCCUGGACGGAGGUACGCGCGCCACGUCAGCACUCCCUCGUUCUUCCCCUCAUUCAGCGUCUGCACACGUCGGCCGACUUUCGUGCGCCAUCUGCUGUCCAAUUAGCUUUUGCCAACGUAGCGAUCGCGUGGUGCACCGCGCUAGCAAAGUAGGUCAGGGUCGCGUCGGUGUUCGUUCCCCUUUUGGCCGUGGCGCAAAUCCCCUCCACCUGAUUGGCUGGCCAUUCACACCCAGCGGAUGGGAAUCCACGCCAGCACGGCCGGAAACGUGGAGACUGAGUCAUGCAGGCCCAGGGGCUAGAGCCCGUCUGGCAAGAUGUAACAACUGUUAUUCGGAAUUGUUGUUUUUGCUUCGACGGCAGAAUCUCUGACGCAUCUGGAUGGCAAGAUUUCAUUUAGCGCUCUCAGAUCAGCGAAGGCAGCAAAGAUCGGGUGUUAUCACAAAUAGUAACCACAAAUAGUGUUGGGCGAAUUGCGCUCUCAUCAUAAAUCUCUUUGGCUGUGUUCAUCCGGCGCUCUGCUCGGGUUAUGAUGAUCUGUUGGGUAAGCUCCACGCCAACUGGUGUACACAGGAGUUGGUAGAAACUUUUGCCUCCUCAAAUGACUCGGCUGGGCCCAUAUGAUCAGGCGGAUUUCUCAAAGUUCUUUCUUAACCCUAGGGGAGGGGAGAAUUAUGAUAAGCAUGCGUAGAAUAUGUUAUAAGCCUUCACGCUUGUAUUAGUUAGGGCUUGGUAGAGGUUAGUUUUUCUCUUCGAAAAUGCCAGCUCCAACCACCAGCGGUGGGAAACGUUUCCUCAUAAACAUUACGUUCCUUUCUACAUUGAGGCCAUAAAAUACUUCAGUGUUGUGCAGUUUUCUGUUAAAUAGCCAUAUUCCAGAGUAACCCACCCCUGUCUGAUAUUAUGAUAGUUGCGCGAUGACGGUGCCUAUUUUUGUUGAUUGCAAGGUCGGGGAUUCUAAUUUGCCGCCAUACCGCGGCGACGGUACGGCACCUGUUUGUCUGCUUUCUAAAGUGAGGUUUUUCUUUCACGUAUUUUCUACCUUCACUAACUGAUUUACCCAUUUCGCUACAUUACACAGAGGUGAUUUCUGAUCCGGAGCGCAAGGAAACCUACGUUAAGAUGAAGCGAGACGACGAGAGACGCUGGAAUGCCGCCGACAUGGACUUUGACAACAAGCUCAGCAUCGAUGAGUUUGCUGCCUUCCUUCAUCCACAGGAUUACCCACGCAUGAGGAAUGUCGUCAUUGAGGUGAGGCUGAAACGUGCGGCGCAAUUAAUACAACAGACCGUUGUCUUUAAAACUUCCUAUUAUAGUACUACUAGAGUGGGAAGGUAAUAAAUAUAUGCAUAAGUACGGGAUCCGUAGACAACAGGCAUUGUACUUGAACAUCAAGGACGAGACAGCCCGUGAAAGUUUAAAAUAAUUAAAUAGUGAUGAGCGGUGUGCAGCUUUGCCCCAUUGUUUUAAUAUCCAUUUAGCUACUUCGUGCGCGCUAGCGCUAGGAAAGUCCCCAGUCUGUUUUUCGUCAAUGCUCCAUCCAGACUUUCUCCUCACAAGGUCAUCGUGAUUGGAUUGGCUCCUGAGGGUCGUCUCAAGGCCACACACUAAAAACCUGCAGGCUGUUCAUUUGCAUAGGCUUCUAGCCAAUAGCGGUCGACCUUUGACCAGAAUUUGAACCUGCAACUGGGCAGAGUCGAGCUCUUGCAGACAAUCAGCGCGACACCUGCCUAUACGCUCGAAUGAGUUAACAAUCUUUCAGUUAAUCCAGUCGAGCUAAUGAGAGGUUUCUACGGGCGUCGCACAUCUUCAUUUUUCAAAGCCAAAUUUUCUCACCUGUUGAAGUAGGAGAUUGUGCAAAAUGAAAAAUUAUUUUGCUUUGACCACGGAGUUGUCAAGCCCAGCAAUAAAGCCCUGGCGCCAAGAGAGAUCGCCUCCGCAACAGGCCAAUGGCCUGCCGAAUAACCAAUGUGAUUAGUGCGACUUCACGACAUCCCGCCCUUUGGGAAAAGGGAUUGGGUGGAUAGUUUAUAUUAAUAUGUAAGAGAACCCAGAGCUGCACGUCAUUUCUGGCAGGUCCAGCUGACACCACCCAAUCCGCCUCUGCAUGCUUUUCCAGGAGACACUUCAGAGCGUCGACAAAGAUGGUGAUGGUUACAUCUCCCUCGAUGAAUACCUCAGUACGUGCUGUGGUCCAUGAUGCAUGCCGUCCUGUGUACAACACGACUGCAUACGAGUAUUCAAUGCUGCCUUAUCUUUUUUUCUCUGCUAUCGCUGCCGCCUCGGCUUCCAUUGUUGCUUCUUUUAGUCUCUUCUUCGCCCUCUUACCGGACCUGAUAUGUUACUGGUUGCAUGCUGUCAGGUUGCAUGAGUCUAUUUGUGUCAGCCAAACUCGUCUAGCCUUGAAUGGACUCCCGUAGCCAGGGCAACAGUCUCAGAUUGCAUGACGUGUGUAAAAGUCCAUCUGUUAUUCACCAGUUAAAAUUGUUAAAGGAGACUAACGGCCACCACACUUUCAUUAAGAGUAACAGACUCAUGCUUGGCGAUGAUGGGGCGUUUGAGAUCUAUGCACUUACACCAUAAGUUGUAUGUUUGUUUAACCGGUCAGGCAGGGGCAGAAUCUUUCAGGCUAUGGACUCUGUUUUAAUGUAGGGUUCGAGUUUUGUGGUCCCGAAAGAGAUGGAGCGAGAGAGUGUGCCAGAACACAGAAGUGCUCCUUGCAGUAGUAACGUACGAUGUGUCCAGGUAUGCGCGAAUGGUUGUCUGUGGCUGCGAACGGUCAUACCGGCGUUGGCCGUAUGACUUGGGUCUACAAGCCCACUCUUGACUGACCGGGAUGGAUGGCCUUGAGUAAAUUCGCCUGAGGCGUUGAUCGUAGGUCGUACUAUGUUCGGGAUGGCGUGGUGUGGCCGGCUUCGCUGGGCAUGAGUGCCCCUGGGAGGGCAAAGCCGGACAGACUGGUGUGACGCAUAUGCACCCCCUCCCCAUUUUGGAAGCUUGCUUGAUUCCGGCCUGCCCCAUACACCUACAGUAGGUGGGCUAACUCAUGAAAUGUCAACCGAAAUGUCGAAAUGCGUUCUCGUUUCAAAAAGAUUAAUUAAGUAGUGUUGUAAAACGAAUCAUCAUGCAGCGUAAUGCCACAAUAAUUCAGUUACCUCAAAAUGCCGGCUUUCGAAUGAACUUAUUUCCGUCUGCAUGCAAGAACUAUGCUCUGCAAAAAAUGACUAUUUAAGUAGCAUGUUGAUUUCCAAUUGAUUUUCGAUGCCUCUAAAAGUCCAAUUACAUGUCAUGGAAAACAUGCAUAAAAUACUCAUUCUUUUACUUAAUCGGUAGAAAAUCACGUCUUCUUCCAAUUUUAUGCUCAAAGGAAGAGUAUAAUUCGGCUUUAAAAACUUUUCUAAUUCCCGAAUAAUUUGGAACCCGACCUGCUGUUACACUUGCAUUCAGGGUUUCAAAACUACAAGCCGUAUAUUUUCCGUGUACGGAAAACCAUGCAUUUCUCUACGGUAUUAAGAGGAGACCAUAUAGGGUUCAUAAAAUUAAGCAGUGGAUCUGAACACUUUUGUUAAUUUUACAAGCCACAUUCUUAGAUGCAGAUACAUGACGUUUUACGAACGGCCAUUUCACGGUAUUAAAAAUCUCGCAAUUAGAAACUUUUUUGAAACCGAACUACACUCUUCUUUUGCUUAAUUUUAUGAACCUCAUAUGGUCACUUCUUAACACCGUGGAGAAAUGCAUGGUUUUCUGUACACGGAAAAUAUACAGCUUGUAGUUUUGAAACCCUGAAUGCAAAUGUAACAGCAGGUCGGGUUUAAAAUUAUUCGGGAAUCAGAAAAGUUUUUUAAAACCGAAUUAUUCUUUUUUUGAGUAUUAACUUGGAAGAAGACGUGAUUUUCUACAGAAUUAAUAAAAGAAUGAAUAUUUUUAUGCAUGUUUUCCAUGAAAUAUAAUUGGACUUUUAGAGGCAUCGAAAACCAAUGGGAAAAUUGCAUGCUACUUAAGUAGUCGUUUUUUGCAAAAUAUAGUUCUUGCAUGCAGUCGGAAAUAAGUUCAUUCGAAAGCCGACACCCUGAUGUAACUGAAUCAUUAUAGAAUUAUGCUGAUCAAUUUUACAACCCUACUUAAUUAAUCUUCUCCAAACGAGGACGCAUUUCGAAAUUUCGGUUGACAUUUCAUGAGUUAGCCCACCUACUGUACUUCGGGAUCACGGUAGCUUUGGCACACAGAGGAGGAGAUUUAGCGCAAUGGGAACGAGCAGGGAUGGAAGCUUCACGGUUCUCAGUUGUCGUCAGCGUUCCUUUCUCUUUGCAUUCCAGGAGAGGUUCGCCCUUUCGAGCUCAGCAACAAGGAGGUCGGUUUGCUUCACGCACGGUGCAGCACAUCCGGAAACAAAAAUGUACGGGCAUUCGUUUGUGCUUUCGGAACUACACGCCACUUUCACCGGAAAUCUACGACACUGACCUGAGAUCGAGAGAUCGAGGUGUAUUUCGACUGAGUAGAAACCAGGGUUGAAGAAACUGUGAACGUACUCAUAGCCCUAAUAGACAUGAAAUAUUGCCCCUCUCAUAAAGUCUUUUAGGUUUAAGGCGUCAACAGACUUAACAUACUGCGCCUCCAGGUGAUGAACAAUACGACUAAGUGGUCAGUUCGUCUAAUUUUGGUGUCUGUACCACAUUUUGCGGCAUUCCAAAGGGAAGGCGAUUCACAGCACAACCACACAUACGAGGCGAGGGUACGUGUGCUAUGGAUUUUCCUAUCAGAAAUGAGCAAAUAAUGUCUGUUUUACUCGGAAGGUCAAGAAGGGUUGUUGGAGUUGUUGAACGAGAGGCUGGCUGCUCGCAAACAUUUGCAUUAGACGACCUUGAAUCUGACGCCAUCCUUACAGUGACUCGCCUGGCAUGACCCGAAGCAACUUGCCACUUCAGUAGCAUUUUCCCACCAACCUGACCUAAUUCAAAAUGCCUUCUACCCCACCUACACGCAGCCGAUCUGAGUCGUUCCUACCAGUCGGAAUACGACCCCAAGAAGCCUCUCGCAGACUGGGCUGUGCGCGAGAAAGACCAGUUCUUCAAGCACCGCGACAAGAAUGGAGACAAGCGCAUGGACCGCACAGAGGUUGGUGAAUGGAUCAUGCCCACUGACUACGAUCCCAUCGAGGCCGAAGCCAAACAUCUGAUCUACCACGCGGACAAGAACAAGGUUUGUUUUCCUACUAAGCCGACCCUGUUGGCUGUUUUUGAUGAGAAUGGCCGUCACGAGUGGUUUUCCGAUCGAAAUCCAGAAGUGUCUCAAUGUCCUUUCCCGACAGAUCUUUUUCUCCCUACAGAAGUCCGUCCCCUAAUAGGUCAUUUAGUAAAGAUCUGCUCAGAAACCAGCCGCUCUCUUUCUCUAGUACACUGUACAAGGACCAGGUCUUGUGUGUGGCACGCGUAGACGGACUGUUUAACUCUGCCAGCCACUGCACCCAAACCCACCUCUGGUUGUAUUGACGUUGUCUUGCUGCCGGUGGGAGAUCAGCGAGCGCGGUGGAUGCUGCGCAAGUCUGCUAUAACUACAAACUAAUUCACGGGUGCUGGGCCCACUGCACCAUGGGGCACACGGCAGAAAUCGUUGGCCAUGGUCGAGCUCUCAUAAUCCUCAAGGCCGCAGGCUUCAGCAGAUACCCAACUAAGUUCUCAUUCUCCGAUAACCUCCUUUUGGUGCCAUUCUGCUUAGCCAGGCGGAUUGAUAUGCUGCUGCCUGCUCUCACGUAAUUGGGACUCUAACUUUUUUUGCAUCUACCUGUUUUCAGGAUGGAAAGCUCUCUGAGGAGGAGGUGGUCAGUCACCAGUCCCUCUUUGUUGGCAGCCAAGCCCUCAACUACGGUCGUCCGCUGGGACAUGAGGAGCUGUGA
Molecule: messenger RNA, 10892 nt
Organism: Spirometra erinaceieuropaei
Lineage: Eukaryota; Metazoa; Platyhelminthes; Cestoda; Diphyllobothriidea; Diphyllobothriidae
Source: the annotation of a GenBank genome assembly